Scheffersomyces coipomensis is the source of this 1837-nucleotide messenger RNA. RefSeq lists its product as uncharacterized. The record is from RefSeq and is a predicted model, not a curated record. Lineage: Eukaryota; Fungi; Ascomycota; Pichiomycetes; Serinales; Debaryomycetaceae. Gene Ontology annotation, molecular function: protein binding. Bases 313 to 1731 code for a protein of 472 amino acids. The transcript has a single exon.
AAAAUGAGGGUCUAAAUUUAGAAAUAUUCACUAUCAUCAGCAGAAUACUUAAAGGAACUUUUUAAUUCAAUUAUGAGAUAAUACAAGAUUUCUUAAUGUUCUAUACUCAUCAAGAUGGAUUAUGAAGGACAAUUCAUUAGAAAUUACUUCACAGCGUUACCAUAUGAUAUCAUACAUCGUAUUAUUCAAUUGAUUCCUUAUAGCAAAAUAAAAUUGUUGAUACAAGUAAAUGCAUUUGAACCAGCCGUUUGCUACUAAUUAUGCAAAGAUGUUUUUAUACGGAAAGAUGAACCUCCUGAACCAAAUCAAUUGAUGCGUAUUGGAGUAGUAUUAGGUGAACCGUACAAACCAUAUGAACUAUUUAGAUUUUGCGAUCAUGGAAUAAUGUUAGAUAGAUGGCCAAACAUUUUAAAGAAUAACCUACCUAGAAGUCUUCAUAUCCAAGGAAAUAUUGAGGAGAUAACAAAUUAUUUAUUUGAAAACUCAAAUAGGAUAAAUUCAAUUGAUGAUAUAAAAAUCUCAUUACGUAUCGAUUUAUGUCCCAUACCGAGAGCAAGGAUUUCUAUUAAGAAGCUUUUAUUAGAAAAAUUAACAUUAUUUCAAAUUUGUUUUUCAUUAAAGAAGUAUCUGGCAUCUGCCAGAGAAGUAUUAGUUAAAUUCAAGAUUGAUACAAGAGAUGAUUUAGAAGAGUUAAAGAAAUUUUCGAAUAAGUUGGGACGUCCUAGACUGUUGUUUACUAUUUAUGAAUGUUUGCCAAACACUGUUACUUUUAUGAGACUUACUAAUGCUAAGGAGCUUCCUUUCUUUAAUAAUUUAAAUCAUUUGAAAUCAUUGUCAUUUAUUGAUGUAGAUAUUCAAUAUUUAAAAUUACCUGAUUCAUUGGAGAAUCUUACUUUCAGUAGUAGCAGAUUCGAAGAUCUGGUCCAAGAAAUUAGAUUUUCACCUAAUUUGAAAUCUAUUAAGAUUGCAAAUACUAUGUAUAAGCAUAACCAGACUUUUUCAAAUUGGCCAAAUACAUUAAAAUCAUUAACAAUGGAGAAUAAUUAUGGCAGAGAUUGUAUUAUAAGUGAUUUACCUAAUAGUUUGGAAUUUUUACUAAUAUCCCUGUUAAAAUCUUUUAAUGACAUUAAUUUGAAUAUUGAAAUAUUUCCAGAAUCUUUGCUAGAUUUAACAUUAUUAAAAGUUGUUUUUCCUCAAGAAUUUAAUAGCGAAAAGAUUCCUCAAAGAUUGAAAAGAUUGGAAUUGUCAAUAGAUUUGACAUCAUUAAGUGAUUGGGUAUUACCAGAUUCAUUGAUUCACUUGAAUUUAGACAAUAAUAUUAUAGAAAGUAUAACUGAUUAUAACAAUCCCAAUUUAAAUAAAGAUUGGCAACAGUUGACACAUUUACGAUACUUAUCACUAGCGAAUAAUUCAAUAACUCAAUCCUCAAUAAUCGAUUGGUUACCACCCCCAACUUUAAACUACCUAACCUUACGAGCAAAUCAAAUUAAUGAUUUGAAUAUUUCACUUUUCAAAGAAGAAGGGAGAAUAUAUACCAAUAAUCUUCUUAAAAUUGAUGUUUCUCUCUGUCCAGUCACUAGCAUUCCAGAUGAUUUCUAUUUCCCAGAAAAUGUGUAUGAAUUCUAUCUAAGUGGAACAAAUCUUCAAUCAAGGUUUCUUCCAUUUUCUAUAAGAUCUAAGAGAUUAACUAAGAUUAUUACUCGUGACACAGACUAUAAAUUAGACAAGUAGUUCAAUAAAAUACUAGUGGUGUAAAUAUGUUCAGAGUACAUAGAAAGGAACUUACAAGUGCUGCAACCAAAAUUUUGCAGUCACAUUCUCUUAUAGAAAUACAUAU